CACCCCCCAUCCCCGCACAUGGCACGGCAGGGAGCAGUGGUGGAGUGGGUGCAGGGUGGUGGCAGGAAGCCCCCCCGGGGGGUCUUUGGAGGCCCCCCCAGACCUUAGAGGCCACAAACUGGGCCCCCAACGUCCAGGGUACUGACCGUCGGAGACCUCGAGAGGGCAGCAGAGAGCAAAAAGAGAAUAUUGGAAGUAAUUUUCACCCUUGUAAUUACUCCAAGGACUGACCCGGAAGUACUUGCCUCAGUUCUUGUGUGUGCUUCUGGGUCAGGCGUGCAACAUCUGGCAAGUCACCCACGUGGAAAGAAGAACAAGAAUAAGAAAUCGGCUUGUUGUUGAAGAAGGUUAAGCAUGACGUCCCUUGCCCACCAACUGAAGUGCCUUGCACUCCCUCAAAAUGACCCCAGUCUCUUGUCUCGAAGUGAAGUGGCAUCACUGCUGUUUGAUUGCAAGGAAGCUGCUAAUAUUGACCAGGAGACAUUUUUUGCAAUAGGGUGCACUGGCCUUGAAGAGCUGAUUGGGAUUGAUCCAUCCUUUGAGACAUUUCAGUCAAAGCUUUUCAGUCAAAUGUCCAAAGGUCUGGAGCGUAGUGUCCAAACUAAAUCAGUAAACCAACAACUGGAUGAAAGCAUAUCAUUGUUCCUAAUUCACAUAUCUCCUUACUUUAUGCUUAAACCUGCACAGAAGUGUCUUGAGUGGCUGAUUCACAGGUUCCAUAUUCAUCUUUACAACCAGGACAGUUUGGUUGGUUGUGUAUUGCCCUAUCAUGAGACUAAAUUGUUUGUGCGAGUUAUCCAGCUUUUAAAAAUUAAUGAUCCAACUCACAAGUGGCAUUGGCUGCAUCCAAUUCAGAAACCAGGAGUCCCUCUGGCAAGGGGAACUUUGAUUACACACUGCUACAAAGACCUCGGUUUCAUGGAUUUCAUAUGCAGUCUAGUAACAAGAUCUGUAAAGGCCUUUUCACUGUAUCCUGGGAGCUCAUCACAACUGAGAGUCCUGUUUACUUUUUACGCCUCUACAAUUGUGUCUGCUCUUGGGGCUGCAGAAAGUAUAACUGAUACUAUAGUUGCUAAAUUGCUUCCUUAUAUCCAAAAGGGUUUGAAAUCCUCAUUGGUGGAUUACAGAGCAGCAACCUACAUGAUCAUAUGCCAGUUAGCUGUGAAGGUGAAAAUGGAAAUGUCUUUGACACACUCCUUGACAUUACAAAUCAGCAAGACUUUGACCAAAACACCCUCUCUUAUCAAAGAGGGGCUAGGCUGCCUGAUCAUCCUGCUACAGAAUCAGAAGAGAGAAGGACUUGGGAAAAAGCCAUUUACUCAUUUGUGCAACAUUCCCGACUUGGUUAUGACUCUUCAAGGAAUAUCAACAGUUUAUGAUGUCAGUCCAGUUCUGCAUUACAUAUUGCCACACCUAGUUCAAUCAGUUAUUCAUGGAAAGACAGAAGCACAGAAAGAAUCCGAUGUGGUUCACAAUCAAAUCUACAUAAAGCUCCUAGAAGAUAUAAUUGCAAAUAUACCACUAGAAAAAGACUUGGAUCAUGUUUUGGCCUGUAAGUUUCUGGAGGACUAUAUCUCCUAUGGUGCAGAGGAUGACUCUGAUCCUGUUAAAAUGGCUGAGAUCAAUAAAGAGCUGCUUCCUCUGAUCAGGCUUUUUGAAAGAAAAUAUCCUAGGACACUAGACUUGGUAUUGGAGGAGUACCUGAGAGAUGUUAGAGAUCAGAAGGAACAAGAUUUCUUCCACCAGUUUAUUUCUCUUUCAGUGAGUGGUGGUAAAUACCAGUUUCUAGAAGAUUCUGAUACAUCUCUGCUACUUAGUCUGAAUCACCCACAACCAGCAGUCAGAGUCCUAGCUGUUCAGCAUUUGAAAGAAAUCAUUGAAGCAUCUAAGGAGGGCUUUGAUGAAUCCUUCAUAGAAGAAGCAAUUCUAACACGACUUAAGGAUGAUAAUCUAGAAGUGGUUAUGUCAUCUCUUGCUGCAUUGGAGAGUAUGUUGCUUGAUUUGAAGAAGUUCAGUGAACAAAUUGGUUUCAGUCUGUUGUGUCUCAUUGAAAGAGCGGAUCUCUUCAGUGAUGAAAAAUGGGGCAAGAUCCUGGAAGUUACACUACAUCUUUUAAUUAAAGAAGAGAUUCUAAAAGAUAAUAAAGAUCUCUUAAAUCAAUUGGUCCUGCAGUUGCUACCAUUUAUGAUAAUCACCAACAAUGAUUCAAAGUCAUCUGAAUUGAAAGUGGCACUUUGUGUAGCAGAGAGUGGUAUUUGCUCUCUACAUCCUUUAUUGAAAGGCUGGCCAGUAGCUAUCAAAGAAGUGAUUAAAGCAGCUAAGUCAAAAGAUUUGGUAUGUGCAUCCAAUGCAAAAUUGAUUGCGCUCUUAUCGGAGAACAUAACUUCAGAGGAUCCUUCCUUCAUGUUGCAGAUGGUGGAAGGUCUCAUCAACACAGCUGAAAAGGAGUCUCCAACAGUGAAACAAAAAAUAAUGGGUCAUAUCCUCAGCUUUGUCCUUGUUCAGUCCUGCAGCAGCAGCCUGAAAAGAGAAGAGGACCGUUUGUCACUGGCUGUGAAAGUCUUUCAUUUUUUGAGGAGAAAAAUGCAGAAAUUUGAAACCAGCCAUCCUACAGAGAUCUUAACCUGUGGAUUUCCAGUUGGGCGGAAAUCUGCGAGUGAGAUGUUGAUGAACAUAUUAAUGAUAUAUAUAAGAAAGAUAAAUGUAAGUGAGGAUGUUAAUUAUCAAGAUUCUGUCCUGCUCCUCAUUUUGUUGAGAAGUUUCAUUCAAGGCCUAUUGCAACCAGCUUCUCUUUUGAACGAUGAGAUAUGGUGGAAUCCUGAAACUUUAAGUGACACAAGCAAAGACUACUUACACCUGCUGUUGGGGCUCUUUGAUGUUCUUGUCCGUGGAGCCAGUGAGGGUAUAUAUGCUGGUCAGUUUCGUGUCAUGAUGCAAAUUCUGUUUGAGGUACAUUUGAAAGAGCCAGAGAAUCAGUUCAAAUUCCUUUCAGUCUUGUGGACUUAUAAUUGCAAUCUCUCCAAUCAACUGAACAUUGUGGUGGAUGCCAUACUACAGACUCAAGCUUUGUAUAUAGGGUGUGCAAUGCUUGCAUCACAAACUCUGCAGAAGAAAAAACAGCUGGUGUCGGCAGCCUCUCCAGUGACCAUAUCUUUGCUGAUUAAUUUGGGAAGUCCUGUGAGUGAAGUCCGAAGAGCUGCCGUUAACUGCCUUCAUUGCCUGAGUGGAAUAAAGGAAUCUGCAUUUCAUCCUAUUCUUCAUAAUCUACUACAGAAAGCUGAGGAGAUAAUAUCUGACCAAACUUAUGUAAUCCAGGAUCUGGGUAGUUUGUUUGAGGAACUGCAUACUCAACAUAAACAAAAGACACAGCAGCAGGAAUUGUCAGAAGCACUGGAAGCAUUACUUGAAUGUGUGAAAGCCAUUGGAUGUCCAUCGUACAUUGCAAGAAACUUGAUGAAAAUUCUUCACUCAGUCAAUGGCGAGGAGGUGCUUUCUCACCUGUUGCCUGUCCUGGAACGAUUACUGGAAAAAGCUCUUAGGAACCCAGAGGAGAUGCUAAAAGAUGAAGCUCUCCUUCUGCAUCUCAUUCUUGGGAAGUACAAUGAGCACUCAGCUGCACUCCUUUGCACAAAUCAACAGUGUCUAGAUUUGUUCAUUAAAGCUUUGCACUCUUCACAGGAAAUCUACAAAGGACUUUCUACUUUCCAGAUUAGAUCUCUUGGACAGAUUACCAAACCAUUAUUUGCUGCAGUGCCUGAUGGGAAAGUUCAGCAAAAGAUUCUGGGAGUUUUGUUUGAUUUACUGUUAAAUUGCAAAAAUCCACUUUGUGCACAGACAAUCAGCAAUGUUUUUAAAGGGAUUUCUGUUGACGCUGAGCAGCUUAGUGUGGAACUGGAACCUCUACCAAAAGCGAAGAAUGUCACUACAGUUCACCAGACUAGAAGGCAGAAGAUGCAGCAGCAGAGAAAAAUGCAGGAUCAAGAAAAUGUCCAAGAAGACAGCAGUGUGAACUGGCAGAGAACUGCUCUCAUCCUGGAAUUGCUUCAACACAAAAAGAAGCUCAAACAGCCACAGGUGCUGAUACCUACCCUUUUCAGCUUGCUGGCAAGGUGUCUGGAACCCUCCACAGAUCAGGAGAAUAUUGAAUACAUAAAGCAGCUAAUACUUGGUUGUCUAUUAAACAUUUGUCAGAGACUGUCGCCAGAUGGCAGCAAGAUAAAAUCAGGUAUUCUUGAUGAAGAGAAAUUUAACGUAGAACUGAUAGUUCAGUGCAUCAGAGUGUCAGAAAUGCCUCAGACUCAUCACCAUGCUUUGCUCUUACUGGGUGCUGCCGCUGGAAUGUUUCCGGGUAAAGUGCUGCACAACAUCAUGCCCAUUUUUACAUUCAUGGGGUCAAAUGUGAUGCGUUUGGAUGAUGCUUACAGUUUCCAAGUGAUUAAUAAGACGGUGAAGAUGGUCAUCCCUGCUCUUAUUCACGCCGAGAAGGAUAGUGAUUCUUCAGAAACAGUGGAAAAUGUGGAAGGGGUAGUGAUUAAAGUAAUUCGUGUGUUUGUGGAUGCUCUGCCUCAUGUACCUGAGCAUCGACGCCUCCCAAUCCUAGUACAGCUAAUAAGCACUUUGGGAGGGGAGCAGUUCCUCUGGAUUCUCCUAGUGCUGUUAUUUGAACAGCAUGUGACGAAAUCAGUGACUUCAGUAGCCAGUGGAGAGAAGGAUACUGUUUUGGAAACAGAUACUGAAUUCUGGAUUUCUGUGUGCUGUGAAUUUAGUGUAAAACAGCAGCUACAGAAUUUGAUGACUAUGCUGCACUAUUUAACCAAACUUCCAGAGAACAAAGAAGGUGAACAUGAGCAAAAGAAAUCAAGACUUCGCAAGACAAAAUCAAACAGUCAAGAAAUGGAGCUCUUUAAUGUGGAGUCUCACUCUGGCAAACAGCUAAGGCAUUUCAAAUUCCUGUCAGUCUCUUUCAUGUCUCAGCUUCUGGCUUCACACAGUUUUGUAAAAAAGGUAGCUGAAUGUGAAGAUGUUGAAGAGUUACAGCAGUUGGAGCAAAGAUUAUUAGAAGAAGUUCUUUGCUACAUAAACACUGUGGCACACUCAGUGGAAAAAAAUGCCAACACACCAACUGCGAAGUUCUGGAGAGCUCUGCUCAAUAAAUCCUAUGAUGUGCUGGAUAAAGUCAAUGCCUUACUGCCAACAGAAACCUUUAUUCCCAUCAUCAGGGGCCUAAUGGCCAAUCAGCUGCCAUCUGUGAGACGUAAAGCAAUGGAUCUCUUGAACAACAAGCUGCAACAACGUACUCAGUGGCAGAAAGCACAAGUUGAACUGCUGUUAGAAAUGGUUCCUGCGCUCAUUGCGGUUGUACAGCGUAACGUGAGUGAGGCUGAGCCGGAGCAAGCAAUCAACAGGCAGACAGCUUUAUUCAGCCUGAAGCUGCUGUGCAAAUGUUUUGGUGCAGAAAAUCAUACGACAUUUCUGCCUGUGCUGCUGAUGGCCAUCGAUGUGAUUUCUUCAGAAAGGAAGGAAGAAAGAAAUGUCACAGGAAGUGCUUUGUUGUGUGCAGCUGAGGUCACCUGUACACUGAAAGCACUAACAAUACCUCACCUCCAAAGGCUUAUGCCAGCAUUACUGAAGACACUGAAACACAAGAAGGAGUUGGUUGUCAGUGAAACUUACUUGCUUAGCGCAGUGAUGGCUCUGUUGAAGGUUGUGGAAACAUUGCCCCACUUCCUCAGUCCAUACCUGCUAGAUACUUUGGUGCAGGUGGUCCAUCUGGAAAGAAUUGCAGUUGAAAUGGGUCCUUCAUCUCAUGUGAAUAUACGUGUGAUGUCUCUGAAAAAUACUCUAGCAACAAAACUUCCAGCAAGAGUUCUUCUUCCAGUAAUUGCAAAAUGUUAUGAUAAAAUUGCAGAUACUUGGAAGAACUAUCUCGGUUCUGUUAUGGAUAUUCUGAAGGAACAUAUUAUAACUUUGGAAAAAGAUCAGCUCAGUGCCCAUCAAUCUGAGCUAACAGCAUUUUUUAUGAAGGCCUUGAACUUCAGAGCUGAGCACUCUCAGGAUGAUCUUAAAGAAGUUGGGAAAAUAGAGACCCAUAUUAUCAGUUGCUUAAUUAGCAUGGUUAUGAAGCUUUCUGAAAUGUCUUUCAGGCCUCUGUUCUUCAAGCUCUUUGAUUGGUCCAAAACAGAAGAUGCCUCAAAAGAUCGACAAUUGACUUUCUACCGGCUGGCAGACUGCAUUGCUGAACAGCUAAAAGGGCUGUUUACCCUCUUUGCCGGUCAUUUGGUGAAGCCCUUUGCAGACACUCUGAACCAGAUCAAUAUUUCCAAAACAGAUGAAGCUUUCUUUGAUUCUGAGAACACUGAAAAGAGCUGCCUAUUAUUACAGUUCAUCCUGGACUGCCUGCACAAAAUCUUCCUUUUUGAUUCUCAUCAUUUUGUGAGCAAAGAGAGGGCAGAAACAUUAAUGGUGCCUUUGGUCGAUCAGCUGGAAAACAUGCUUGGGGGAGAAGAGAAGUUCCAGGAGAGAGUGACAGUGAACUUGGUUCCAUGUCUAGCGCAAUUUGCAGUUGCAAUGGCAGAUGACUCUCUGUGGAAGCCACUUAAUUAUCAGAUUUUGCUGAAGAUGAGGCAUGCAUCACCUAAGGUUAGAUUUGCUGCCUUAUUAGCUUUGCUAGAACUUGCAGAAAAAAUAAGAGAGAACUACAUGGUGUUGCUUCCAGAGUCUAUCCCCUUCUUAGCUGAGCUUAUGGAAGAUGAAUGUGAAGAAGUGGAACAUCAGUGCCAGAAGACAAUUCAGCAACUGGAAGUUAUUCUUGGCGAACCACUGCAGAGCUACUUCUAACCCCAUCAUGUUUUAAAAUGUAGAGCUUUGGUGCUGUGACCAAGUAAACACCUAGAACCACU
Messenger RNA from Hemicordylus capensis (graceful crag lizard), 6899 nucleotides. RefSeq names its product HEAT repeat containing 1 (gene HEATR1). Gene Ontology annotation, cellular component: 90S preribosome; small-subunit processome; t-UTP complex. The transcript is spliced from 46 exons. Gene Ontology annotation, molecular function: snoRNA binding. Lineage: Eukaryota; Metazoa; Chordata; Lepidosauria; Squamata; Cordylidae. Gene Ontology annotation, biological process: maturation of SSU-rRNA from tricistronic rRNA transcript (SSU-rRNA, 5.8S rRNA, LSU-rRNA); positive regulation of transcription by RNA polymerase I. The record is from RefSeq and is a predicted model, not a curated record. The coding region runs from base 355 to 6837 and encodes 2160 amino acids.